AGAAGUGUGCUUUGUUACAACCGUGUAAAAGCGCAGUUACCACUUUCAUUUUUAUCACAUUAUGAAGUUCACAAAUUUGUGAACAGUGUUGUGAGUUUGUCAGUGUUUUUGUCCGGUUUGUGUAGUCACGCGCUGUCAGUCAGUGUCAGUGUUUGUGUGGUUGUGGGUGCGGCUCACUGACGUCGACAAACCCAUGAGAUUUAUAUUUAAAAGACAUCGAAUGAAUCUUUAUUUCACUAUUUGUUACUGGAAUAUAACAGAAAUAUGAAGCAGACUUUUACAUUGAGUAUUGUUUUGGUGCUGGUGUGCGGUGUGUUUGGUGAUGAAGUGAAGAUGUCAGUGAUGGAGGGAGAUUCUGUUACUCUACACACUGGUCUUACUGAUAUGAGAGGAGUUGCAAGAAUGAUGUGGAGAUUUAGUGAAGAGGGCUCCAUUAGUUCUCUAUUUGCAAUAGAUGAUAAUCAGAGUUUUAAAAACAGAGUGCAGGACGAUGUUCAGACUGGAGAUCUCACCAUCAAGAACAUGAGAGUCAAACACUCUGGACUCUAUGAAGCAGAGAUCAUCAUCAACAGUGGAACAACAAACAAGAGAUUCAGAGUUACUGUCAUUGAUUCUCCACGUGUUAUUGGUGCUAGAACAGGUGAUGUGAAGUCAGUGUCAGUGACUGAGGGAGAAUCUGUGACUCUAGACAAUGAUCUUAAAGACAUACAGAACGAUACACUGAUACUGUGGAGGUUUGGAGAUGAAGGUCUUCUCAUAGCUAAAGAAGAUAAAGAAGACAAUAAGAUCUCAAUAUAUGAUGAUAAGGGAUUCAAAGGCAGACUGAAGCUGGAUGAUCAGAUUGGAUCUCUCACCAUCAGUGAUGUCAGAUCAUCAGAUUCUGGACUUUAUAAACUGAAGAUCAAUAACAACAAUCAGAUAUUAUACAAGACCUUCAGUGUUUAUGUCAGCGCUUUAUCCUCAGGUGCUAUAGCAGGAUUAUCUGCUUUCCUGGCGGUCUGUGCUGUUUGUGUUUUCGCUGGUGGUGUGAUUUUCUAUCUACGUAUGUCUGAAGUGAAGAAACUAAUGAAUGAGAUGAAGUCAGUGUCAGUGACGGAGGGAGAUUCGGUCACACUACACACUGAUGUUACUAAACUACAGUCUGAUGAUCACGUGAUCGAGUGGAGGUUUGGAGAUAAGAAAGUCGCCAAAGUCAACAAAAAGGACAAUUCGCUCUUUGUGUAUGAUGGUGUUCUUGAUGGGAUAUUCAAAGGGAGACUGAAGCUGAACGAUGAGACCGGAUCUCUCACCAUCACAAACAUCAGCAUGAGACACGCUGGACUCUAUAAAGUCAAGAUGAGCAGCGGUGAAGGAACAUCAUGCUCUCACUUCAUCACCAGAAGUGGACACUUGUGCUCUCUAAUAAAUGUAGUUGUCCAAGCUCCAAUAAAGUCUGUGUCAGUGAUGGAGGGAGAUUCCGUCACUCUACCCGCUGAUCUAACAGACAAACACACAGAUGCUGUGAUCGAGUGGAUGUUUAAAGAUGAAGACGCCGUCAUAGCCCGAUUCAGCAGAAAGAGUAAGGACCCCCCUACGUAUGGUGAUGUUCUUGAGGGGAGAUUCAGAGACAGACUGCAGGUGAACGCUGAGACCGGACAUCUCACCAUCAGUGAUGUCAACAUCACACACGCUGGAGUUUAUAAACUGUGGAUCAUCGCCAGUACGGGAGUGACAUUCUCUCAUUUCAAUAUUAUCGUCAAAGAGAGGAUCAGACUGGCGGUGUUGGGACAGGCUGUCACUCUGAUCACCGGUGUUACUGAAAUGCAGAAAUUCACUGAAAUUCACUGGGUGUUUGGGCCUGAAGAGAGCCUCAUAGCUCAUUUCAACGCAGGAUCUCUUAAAUCUGAAAUAAACGACUGUAAUGAUGUAAGAUUCAGAGACAGACUGAAGCUGAACCAAAAGACUGGAUCUGUUACCAUCGCAAACAUCACAGUGAAACACUCUGGAGUUUAUCAGGUUCGGAUCAUCAACAGCAGAAGGACCAAAAUCAAGAAAUUCAGUGUUACCAUCUCUGUGUUAGCCAAAAGAGGAGAAACUGUCACUCUAAACACUGAAAGUAAAAUACAGAGAGGCAGUGAGAUCCAGUGGAUAUUUCAUGAUGACACCAUUCUGGUCACUGGAAAGAAUGGAGAAGACAGAGAGACGCGAUAUACAGAUGAUGAGAGAUUCACUGAUGGACUGAAGAUGAACCCUGAGACUGGAGAUCUCACCAUCACAGACAUCACAACUGAACACAAUGGAGUUUAUAAACUACAGCAGAUCAACGGUGAUGGAAAGAUCCCGUACAGAAUGUUCAGCGUUUGUGUCAUUGACAGUGAUCACGGAACAGCGUUGAACAAUCAAAAACCAGAUUUAAGAGGAAUCAGUAAUGUUAUGACGCAUCUUUUGAAUGCAAAAGAUGUUUGAUCGGCUGAUGGAUGUUCAACAUCACAUGCGUGUAACACGUGUUACAUCAUCAACUUCUGCAUUAACAACUGCUUUCAAGAUCCUUCCUUUAUAAAUGAGAAAUACUGAACUCCUUCUAGUGAUAAAACUUUUGAAAGUUCAAGAAUCAAGAUUUUUGAUAAACAGAAGGUUUCAUUUAUUUGUAGUUUACACCGAUGAACUUUUGACGUUUUACAUUUCAUAUGUUACUCACCACAUAGCAUAUAAUCAGUUACAUCAGACAAAUAUUAUUGAUGUUAUAGAUGUAAUGCAAUGUGUAUACAGGAAUACUUUAUUUUUCACAUACCGUGCCUCUCUGAAAAGAUUUUUUACAAAGCUUACCCUCUGAAAAGCGAGGUGUGCUAUGAUUGGCCAGUUAAGCAGAUCGAUUGAUUGGUCAAAUACUGCAAGUGUGUGAUGGAAAUGUGACGCCUCUUACCAUAUAUGGAACACAAGGUUCCUCUUUAAUUGUUCUGACAGGAACGCCCACCUUACUUGCGUUUACAUUUGGGCGGUCAUGGUCAAAUCAUACCACCAACUGACGUAGAUUUGUGAGGGUGUGGUUACACGUUUCAGGCAGGUCUGGGUGAGCAUUCGCUUUUAGAUAGAAGCAUCUUUUGUUCUGACAUUUUCAUUUAAGUCUUUUAUUUACCUUGUGCAUGACUUCAUUGAUUAAUAUUAUGUUUGUUCAACAAAUAUUCCGUUCGUGUGUCUACUGAUCGGAUCUGAAUGUAAAUUCAGACCGUCAGUACAGUUAUAAGAACCUAACUUUAUAAAGCACUUAACUGAUCAACGCGCCGUUUGCACUUCAAAAAUAAAGGAGAAAACGCUACACUGAUGUUGGUGCUUAACUUUGUACUGUAGUAGAAUAUGAAUUGUCUAGUGUAUCAAACACUUGUGAUUCACAUUUUUUAUUUCCCUUUAGAUGACAGUAUUGAUAAACUUUUGUGGGUUAUUUUGCAUUUUAAACUGCUGUUCUAGAAGUAAACACAUGCUUAAACAAGUAAUGUUCUGUAUGUCACUAUCAUUUCAAUAAAGUACCAAA
Triplophysa dalaica is the source of this 3508-nucleotide messenger RNA. RefSeq lists its product as uncharacterized. The transcript is spliced from 10 exons. Lineage: Eukaryota; Metazoa; Chordata; Actinopteri; Cypriniformes; Nemacheilidae. The record is from RefSeq and is a predicted model, not a curated record. Bases 265 to 2445 code for a protein of 726 amino acids.